CCCCCCAUUCUAACGGAGAUCCCCUUCGCUAUCCUCGCCUUGAUUGAUGCUGUAGCCUCCGCAGCCCCGCCGAAUUCGGUCAUCUCACUGCGGAAGUUCUACCCUUGUUGCCUUCAGAGGCAAAUGGGUUCAUCUAGAGCAAACACCCCACUCGGAGUCCCACUCCGCAGCCUCACUGCCUCGCCCUUUCACACUUCUGCCAACGGGAGCAGUGUAUCACUGGCAUCCGUAAGCUCAGAUUUCAGCUGCUUCCUCUAACGCCCCAUUUUACCGCUCACCUAUUGAUAUGGCUCCUCCUUUAGCCCCCCUCCGCCGUCUACGCACUCCUCACUCCCGAAGAGACAGCUCUGAAGCUCCAAACUUCCCUGAAACAUGGCCUUACCUCAUCUCAGGAUGCUAUAUACCGUCGAUCGAUUCACGGAACCAACGAGCUGCCCCAUGGAGAUGACGAGUCAUUAUAUGUGCGAUUCUUCAAGCAGUUCGUCGAAUCGCCCCUCAUCCUUCUACUCCUCGGGAGUGCGGCGGUUUCUUUCAUGAUGGGAAAUAUGGAGGACGCUAUCAGCAUCACUCUGGCUGUUGUCAUUGUCGUUGCUGUGGGCUUUGUCCAGGAGUACCGAUCGGAAAAAAGCUUGGAGGCCUUGAACAAACUUGUUCCCCACUUCGCGCAUCUGGUCCGGGGUAGGCCCGCGGACGGAGAAUCCGGAUCGCCCGCUUCCUCUACCGUUAUGGCUGGACAAUUGGUGCCGGGUGAUCUCGUGAUAUUCUCAACCGGGGAUCGAGUUCCAGCGGAUAUCCGCAUCACCCAGGCAUCCGGUUUGGAAAUUGAUGAGUCCAACUUGACCGGCGAGAAUGAGCCCGUGAAGAAAACGGUGGGAGCCGUUGCCCCACGGGAUGCGCUUAAUCCUACUCUGUCGGACAUUGCCGUGUCCGAAAGGACAUGCAUUGCAUUCAUGGGAACGCUAGUACGCAGCGGCAACGGUCAAGGAAUAGUAAUUGCUACUGGUUCCAAAACUGAGUUCGGUACGAUUACAGCUAUGCUUGCUGGAAUAAGCAAACCUAAAACUCCUCUGCAAAGUUCGAUGGAUAAACUCGGAAAGGAUCUGAGUUAUGCCAGUUUCGGCGUUAUAGGAGUCAUCGUGCUUCUGGGAUUAUGGAAAGGGCGCGGCUGGCUUGACAUGUUCCAAGUGGGAGUUUCUUUGGCAGUUGCGGCCAUACCGGAGGGCUUGCCAAUCAUCGUAACAGUAACGUUAGCUUUGGGAGUGCUGCGGAUGGUACGGCGCGGGGGGAUUGUACGAAGAUUGCCGAGUGUAGAGACCUUAGGAUGCGUUUCCGUUAUUUGCAGCGAUAAAACCGGUAUUACACCUAUGCAUUCGAUGAUUGCAAUGGUCCUCUGACAAGGAGAUAGGCACCCUAACAACGAACCACAUGACUGUCACCCAAUUGUGGACCCCAGAUCUUCCAUUACCAGUUGAAAAAGCUGGUCUCCUUGAGCCCCCCGUCACCAGGGAUACUGCCACAGACUCUGUUAUCCGAAUUGGCAAUUUAUGUAACAAUGCUCGGCUAUCCUCAACAAGUGCUUCAACGGCGGCGGCUGCGGCGAUCGGUAUUACAAACACCAGUGCUAAUUCUCGGUUCGUUGGACAGGCUACCGAUGUUGCUCUGUUAGAUUUAAUGGAUGCUUUCGGGAAUUCCGAUGCGAGGCAACGUACCGAAAGAAUAACAGACGUUCCAUUUUCUUCCGAAAGGAAAUGGAUGGGUGCCGUCGUUCGCGAUGAGGAUGAUGAGCGCAGGCCAUAUAUGAAGGGUGCUGUUGAGCAGGUUCUUCCAAGAUGUGAUGCCUACCUGACGAAGGAGGGAAGAGAGGUUGUUUUAGACGAAAAACAGCGGAAGAGCGCACUGGCGGCUGCUGAGAAAAUGGCAUCGGAAGGGUUACGAGUGCUGGGAUUUGCUCAGGGCUCCCCGAUCUCGGGGAAUCUUGGGUGUGUCGGUGGAAACGACGAUCCCACUUUUAAGGGCCUCACGUUUGUUGGAGCUGUCGGCAUGUCUGAUCCUCCUCGAAGGGGAGUCAAGUCUGCAAUCAGACGAUUGAUGCGUGGCGGGGUGAAAGUAAUGAUGAUUACUGGUGAUUCCGAGACAACUGCGGUUGCGAUCGCAAGGAAGCUUGGAAUGCCGAUCCUUCCCGACAGCCAUGGGCACGGCGGUAUCGUGCGGCCCGUUUUGAAAGGUGAGGACCUAGAUGCUAUGACAGACGCUCAGCUUGCACAGGCAAUUGCCACUACGACGAUCUUUGCCCGCACUUCGCCGGAACACAAGGUGAAAAUCGUUCGCGCGCUCCAGUCGCGGGGAGAAGUCGUAGCCAUGACUGGUGACGGGGUUAACGAUGCCCCUGCGCUUAAAAUGGCAGAUAUCGGCAUCAGCAUGGGAUUGCAUGGAACUGAUGUGGCUAAAGAGGCGGCCGAUAUGAUUCUAAGCAACGACGACUUUUCCACCAUUCUCGCUGCCAUUGAAGAAGGCAAAGGAAUCUUUUACAACAUUCAAAAUUUCUUAACCUUUCAACUCAGCACCAGCAUCGCUGCCUUGAGCUUGGUUCUUUUAUGUACAUUUGCUGACUUACCCAACCCAUUAAACCCCAUGCAAAUUUUAUGGAUAAGUAGGGCUCACGUUCUCUAUACAUGACAUACGCUCCUGCAUUGUACCUAUUACUGACCGCCGUCCCUCUCUUCUGAGCAGACAUUCUGAUGGAUGGCCCCCCUGCACAAUCCCUAGGAGUAGAACCGGUAGACCCCGCCGUGAUGACGCGGCCGCCGCGUUCACGCAGCGAGCAAAUAUUAACCAGACCCGUCCUCUUGCGAAUCUCCACCUCUGCGCUAACUAUUCUACUCGGCACAAUACUUGUUUACGUCCUGGAAAUGCAUGAUGGUGUUGUCACGGCCCGCGAUACCACCAUGACCUUCACCUGUUUUGUUCUGUUCGACAUGGCACUCGCGUUGUCCUGUCGCUCCGAAUCGAAAUCUAUAUUGAGGGGCGAAAUCAAGAUUUUCGGAAAUAAAAUGUUCAAUUACGCCGUUGUCGGAUGUCUUGUCGGACAGCUAGCCGUUAUUUACGUUCCCGGCCUACAGAAUAUAUUCCAGACAGAAACUUUGUCGUUUAAGGAUUUGGGGAUUUUAUUAGCCAUCGCUAGUUCGGUGUUUUGGGUCGAGGAGGGGAGGAAGUGGAUGCAGAGAAGGAGGGAGUUUACUGGCGGGUAUAGUGGGAAUGUCUGAUUGGUUUUAGAAUAGGUGUGUUAUCCGCCCCCAUGGACGCCGCGCCUGACCCGCCUGGAAGUAUCCUGAUUGGGCAAAAACAGAAUUAUAAUAAGCCAUCGCAAGAAUACUCUGCCUACUAGUUUCUUCCCAGGGGAUUUUCUUCCCUUUUCUCUUCCAUAAAGCUCUGAUGGAUAUUUGGGUUUUUUCCUCUUUCUUUCGGGGUCUGUAAAGAUGGUGUAAAGUUUGGGCGUCUGUCGUUUUAUAAAAGGAAUGUGAGAAACGGAAUCCCCCCCGCAACCUUCCUUUAUCCAUCUAUACCAUUUUCUCUUACUCUCUUUCUGUUUCGAUUGUAUGAUUAUUAUUUAGGCGGAUGUGAGACGGGGGAGCGGGAGAGUCAUUUUCGGUAGGCGGCAAGAUACCUGUAAAAGUUUACGAUUAUGAGAUGAGUUUCUGUGGU
Messenger RNA from Tuber aestivum (summer truffle), 3702 nucleotides. Lineage: Eukaryota; Fungi; Ascomycota; Pezizomycetes; Pezizales; Tuberaceae. The record is from the annotation of a GenBank genome assembly.